Molecule: messenger RNA, 2828 nt
Organism: Scatophagus argus
Lineage: Eukaryota; Metazoa; Chordata; Actinopteri; Scatophagidae
Gene: gnai3
Product: guanine nucleotide binding protein (G protein), alpha inhibiting activity polypeptide 3
Exons: 9
Coding region: 657-1721 (354 amino acids)
Biological process (GO): adenylate cyclase-modulating G protein-coupled receptor signaling pathway
Cellular component (GO): heterotrimeric G-protein complex
Molecular function (GO): G-protein beta/gamma-subunit complex binding; GTPase activity; GTP binding
Source: RefSeq, a predicted model, not a curated record
AGCAUCGUGAGAAAUGUAUCGAUGUGUGGUGGAUUGUGAGCGAUAUUUACGCUCCAAAGUCACAGGUUCAUUCACACAUCUCAUCGUUUAUACAAGUCUAGCCUACAUUUCCCAUCAGCCCUGUGGGGCGCCUCAGUUUUCCUUUAUCAGUAGUGUUGUGCUGGUUUGCCGCUGGAUCAGCUGGAUGAACGCGCGACUGCGCAGCAGCGACAGUCCAAUGGGGGAAACCCGGUGAUAUAUUUUUUUUACUGCCAUUUAUUUCUUUGAUAACGUUGGACUUUGCGCUUGAUUAUUCUUACAAGUUUCUAGUAUCUUAUUUUCGUCUUUUUUAAUUCUUACGUUCUUCCGCGAGUCUAAGUUGGAUAAAAUAUUUUGGGACAUCUUUUGGGUUCCCCCCCCCCCCGAUUAAAACCCCGUGUUUCAUCACCUGGACAGACUGAGGGGACUGAGGCUGUGUGAGCUCACACUGUGGGGUUUGUAGACGGACUGACGAGUCUCGGGCGCCAACGCCUUUUCCCCCCUUCUCUCUGUGCUUCUCCUCGGCUGGCAAACUUCAGCUCACACCGCCCCGAGGACUGUUAGACGGCGCUUCCCUUCGGCUCAUGAGCGCCUGAAAACUACAAUCCGAAACUAACCCAAGUUGUCUGAGAGUGAAAAUGGGCUGCACGAUCAGCGCCGAGGACAAGGCUGCAGUGGAGAGGAGUAAAAUGAUUGAUAAAAACCUGCGGGAAGACAGAGAGAAAUCAUCCAGAGAAGUGAAACUCCUUCUGCUCGGUGCUGGGGAAUCUGGGAAAAGCACAAUAGUAAAGCAGAUGAAAAUCAUUCAUGAAGACGGCUACUCAGCAGAGGAGUGCAAGCAGUAUAAAGUGGUGGUGUACAGCAACACCAUUCAGUCCAUCAUGGCCAUCAUCAGGGCAAUGGGCCGGUUAAAGAUAGAUUUUGGGGAGCCUGCACGGGCGGACGAUGCCCGCCAGCUUUUUGCCCUGGCGAGCUCAGCAGAGGAAGGAGUGAUGUCACCAGAGCUGACUGCCGUGAUUCAGAGGCUGUGGAACGAUGAAGGAGUUCAGACAUGUUUCGAUCGAUCACGGGAGUAUCAGCUCAACGACUCCGCUGCAUACUACCUGAAUGACUUGGACAGGAUCUGUCAGCCGAACUACAUCCCGACUCAGCAGGAUGUGCUGCGUACACGUGUGAAGACCACUGGCAUCGUGGAAACUCACUUCACCUUCAAAGAUCUUUAUUUCAAGAUGUUUGAUGUUGGGGGUCAGCGCUCAGAGAGGAAGAAGUGGAUCCAUUGUUUUGAAGGAGUCACUAGUAUCAUUUUCUGUGUUGCGCUCAGUGACUACGACCUCGUUCUAGCUGAGGAUGAGGAGAUGAACCGGAUGCAUGAGAGCAUGAAGCUGUUCGACUCCAUCUGCAACAACAAGUGGUUCACGCUCACCUCCAUCAUCCUCUUCCUCAAUAAGAAGGACUUGUUUGAAGAGAAGAUCAGCAAGAGUCCCCUCACUAUCUGCUACCCCGAAUACACUGGUGGGCACUCAUACGAGGAGACUGCAGCUUAUAUCCAGUGCCAGUUUGAAGACUUAAAUAAACGGAAGGACACCAAGGAAAUCUACACCCACUUCACUUGUGCCACAGACACCAAGAAUGUGCAGUUUGUGUUUGAUGCUGUCACUGACGUCAUCAUCAAGAUCAACCUGAGGGAGAUUGGGCUCUACUAAAGCUUCAGACGCAGCAGGUCAGCACGCUGACUUUCUCCUGCAUUGGUGUUCAGAAAGAAUCAGGACUUGUGGGCUGGUAUGUCUUGUCUGCAGAGGGCAACUUGAAAAGUAGGUGUUACUAAGGACUGAGUUGGUGGCCACGCUGUACGCAGGACCUCAAUUCCACAAUACGGGGACUUGGUAUCUGAUCACUUUUGUCUUAAAAGAUUUUAUGAUGCAGAGCAUACUGGUAGGAGGCAUGUGAAAUGAUCACUGUGAGUUAGGUGGAGUCCUGUCGUAUUUAAGACAUUUACAUCACUCAUGGGCUGGCAGGUGAUGCCCCUCUGAUGUCUCUGACACAUUUCAUAGUUUCAAUAGUCUGUUAUAUGUACAAGGACCAAAACAGACUACCUGUUCUUCACAUCCAUUAGUGCAUUUCAUAGUUUCACAAGUGAUGUGUAAAUCCUGCUCACUUUUUUGUGCAUCUUCUCUUAGCUUUAGUUUGUAUCACAUUGCUUUUAUUGAACAUUUGCAUUUGUUGUAUUUUAUUUUAAUUUUGGGUUGAAAUUAUAUAGUAUUUCCACUUUUGGAUGCGUGAUUGUCAUAACUUAUGUAUGGAAAAGCAUUUUGUGUGAGCAUUUUCGAUGUAUCUAACAUAACCCUUUGCAUCUGAGAUUAGUGAACAAGAGUCUAAUAGGUUCAACACGCUUGUCUACAUAGUUAAUCUAAUUAUUCACUAGACAACAUUGUACUGAACAAUAUUUUUAUACAUGAGACACAUCACUGCAAAUCAGUUUGUGAAGGAAAAUCUUAAUUUCCUUUUGUUUUUUCAUUCAGUUUGACUAUGACAAAUAUUAUUCACUCAGUGGUGGUCAAUGGAGAAUAUCUUCUUUUUCAAGGUAAAUUUUUAAUCCUAUGGAUAUCAGUGAAGAUAUAUGAACACAUUAAACAUAAAAAGUGGGUUAGUUUGAUAUAGUCAGAUGUUGUAUUUAUGUUUUUUGGCUGUAGUCAUUACGGCAUACUGAGGAAAUCUAUUGCUAUCAUAUUCUGUAUUUUCUGUUGGAAAUUUUUCAUGUCCAGCUCAUUACAUUUCUUAAAUUUUGAUGUCAUUAAAUGACGGCAGUUGUU